Messenger RNA from Microsporum canis CBS 113480, 327 nucleotides. RefSeq lists its product as uncharacterized. Lineage: Eukaryota; Fungi; Ascomycota; Eurotiomycetes; Onygenales; Arthrodermataceae. The record is from RefSeq and is a predicted model, not a curated record. The transcript is spliced from 3 exons. The coding region runs from base 1 to 327 and encodes 108 amino acids.
AUGGCUGAGGUCAAUAUUACGGGCCAACAGGUCUGGGGAAGGGUGGAGUGGAACGAAGAUCAGAGCGUGGUUGACAGCGAUCGGUUGAUCUACCCGCCAAGCGAUCGCUUAAGUUGGUUGGAACGACAUCUUAUUUUCUCGGCUCUGGUCGCAAGCCAGACAUCAUCAUCGUUGAUUGUUGAAAGCGCCCCUGGAGAUGUUGUUCGAAUAACAGUCAUCAAUGAUAUUAUUCCUUUUUCUUCUUUCCAUUUCCCCCAGAUGGGGCCCGAGAAAAGUUCGUGGGGAAGAUGCUCCGGGCUCUCAUCAAGGACAUAUCCCGAGGCUUGA